Grus americana (Whooping crane) is the source of this 3514-nucleotide messenger RNA. It is a transcript of the gene ST18, whose product is annotated as ST18 C2H2C-type zinc finger transcription factor. Gene Ontology annotation, cellular component: nucleus. Lineage: Eukaryota; Metazoa; Chordata; Aves; Gruiformes; Gruidae. Gene Ontology annotation, molecular function: DNA-binding transcription factor activity, RNA polymerase II-specific; RNA polymerase II cis-regulatory region sequence-specific DNA binding; zinc ion binding. The transcript has 21 exons. Gene Ontology annotation, biological process: regulation of transcription by RNA polymerase II. The record is from RefSeq and is a predicted model, not a curated record. Bases 41 to 3202 code for a protein of 1053 amino acids.
GAGCGGUGGCAAACCCAGCAACACCAGGCGACAGGUAAAGAUGGAUGCAGAUGGGGAAAAUAAAAAGCUGCGCACACGCUCAAAAGGAACCAAGGUUCAAGUGGACUCUAUAGCUCAAGAGCUCAGUGCCUACAAAUGCUCCAUGGCUAAGAAGAGAAAAGCUGAAGAGCAGCUCUCAGGCGUUCCUGUCAACAAAAGGAAGUCCUUGCUAAUGAAACCCCGUCACUACAGCCCCAGCUUGGAAUGCAAAGAAGAAAAUGAAGACAGGACGGAUUUACAGGAAGAGUUCAGUGUCCUCGAAAGCAGCUCAACUCCAGAGGAAAGUACUCCAAAAUCAUCUGAGGAAAACCCUCAUUCAGGUGGGCAAGAAAAUUCCAGUCAAAGAAAAGAUAAUUACUCCAGCUAUCAAGAUGCCAUGGCCAAAUCUUUGAUGAACAUGGGAAAAUUAUCAAAAGAUGCACCCAGUCAAACAGUGGCAGAAAGUCUAAAUGAUAGCGGCAUUCAAUCCUUGAAAACAGAAAGUGAUGACACUGAUGAAUGUUACAUGAUUAACUCAGCUGAAGGAAAGGAAAAAACUGUUAUUUCUGAGCCAAAAUACUGUUCGUCUGAGGAAAAUGAAAGUAACUCUGAAAUUAUGGACAACGAGUGGGACAGCUCCUCAAAUUUCUCAGAAGAAACCAGUGUAAAGCCCCAUGCAACUCAGAAGUAUAUUGUAGAGUGUAAUCAACCUAGCAUCCUGGAAGUCGCAGAAAUUAAGAAGGAAGAGGUAGAAUUUGGCCCUUGUGAAACACUUUGUGACUCAGAAACAGAGCUAAGAGCCCCCCAGGAGUCUCACCCAGAUCCUUUCGAGAAGAGAAUUCAGAAUCCCUUCCCCGAAAGUGAAGAAGACGACAACGAGUGCCUGUCAGAAACCACAGAAGUGUCAGUUGAGCUGGACAAAACAAAAGGGAACUUGAGUUUGCUGGAACAAGCAAUCGCUCUGCAGGCAGAGCAAGGGCAUGUGUUUCACAGCACCUACAAGGAACUGGAUAGGUUUCUCCUGGAGCAUCUAGCAGGGGAAAGGAGACAAACCAAAGUUAUUGACAUUGGUGGGAGACAGAUAUUUAGCAACAAACAUUCACCCAGGCCUGAAAAGAGAGAAACCAAAUGUCCCAUCCCAGGAUGUGAUGGCACAGGGCACGUGACUGGGCUGUACCCUCACCACCGCAGUCUCUCAGGCUGUCCACAUAAAGUUAGAGUGCCACUAGAAAUUCUUGCCAUGCAUGAAAAUGUUUUAAAGUGCCCCACCCCAGGAUGCACUGGAAGAGGACACGUCAACAGCAAUCGCAACACACACAGAAGCCUUUCUGGUUGUCCAAUUGCUGCAGCUGAAAAGUUGGCGAUGUCCCAGGAAAAGAACCAGCUCGAGUCCCCAAAAGCUGGGCAAUGCCAUGAUCAGACUCACAGGACAAAUUUAGCGAAGCAGCCUGAGGUAGCUCAGUAUAAUUACAGAACGUCACAGCCAGUCACCUCCUCCAGAGCCACCCUGAUGAAAGAACAGGAGAAGUUUGGGAAAGUACCAUUUGAUUAUGCCAGCUUUGAUGCACAAGUCUUUGGCAAACGCACAAUAGCACCUGUGGCACAAGGACGAAAAACACCCCAGUUCCUUGAAUCAAAGCAUUUUUCAAAUCCAGUGAAAUUUUCUAAUCGACUGCCUAGUGCUAGCGCCCACACACAGAGCCCUUGCCAUGCCAACUCUUAUAGCUACGGUCAAUGUAGUGAAGACACCCACAUAGCAGCAGCUGCUGCUAUCCUGAACCUUUCCACCCGCUGCAGGGAAGCAGCAGAGAUCCUCUCCAACAAACCACAGAGUCUGUCUGCCAAGGGAGCGGAGAUAGAAGUGGAUGAAAAUGGCACUCUGGAUCUGAGCAUGAAAAAGAACCGAAGCCAAGACAAAGUUAUGCCUCUCACUUCUUCCAGCACAGCACUUCCCACUCCUUCCUCUUCUCCUUUCAAAACAAGCAGCAUCCUCGUAAACGCAGCCUUCUACCAGGCUCUUUGUGAACAGGAAGGCUGGGAUGCACCAAUCAACUACAGCAAGACCCAUGUCAGGAAAGAAGAAGAAAAAGAGAAAGAUCCAGUGAGCUCUCCAGAAAACAUGGAGGAAAAGAAGUAUCCAGGAGAUGUCUCCAUACCAAGUCCUAAACCCAAGCUCCAUUCAAGAGAUCUCAAAAAGGAACUCAUCACCUGUCCUACUCCCGGAUGUGAUGGCAGCGGUCAUGUAACAGGAAACUAUGCCUCACACCGCAGUGUUUCUGGGUGCCCAUUAGCUGACAAGACAUUAAAGUCCCUUAUGGCUGCUAACUCUCAGGAGCUUAAGUGCCCGACACCUGGCUGCGACGGCUCUGGCCACGUGACGGGGAACUAUGCAUCCCACAGAAGCUUGUCUGGUUGUCCUCGUGCCAGGAAAGGAGGUAUCAAAGUGACUCCUACCAAGGAAGAAAAAGAAGACCCUGAACUUAAAUGUCCAGUGAUAGGCUGUGAUGGCCAAGGUCACAUAUCAGGUAAAUACACUUCUCAUCGCACUGCUUCUGGUUGUCCUUUGGCUGCCAAGAGACAGAAGGAGAGUCCCGUCAAUGGGUCUUCACUAUCCUGGAAACUGAACAAACAAGAGCUGCCACACUGUCCUUUGCCAGGCUGCAACGGGCUGGGUCAUGUUAAUAAUGUUUUUGUCACCCACAGAAGCCUGUCUGGCUGUCCUCUGAAUGCACAAGCCAUAAAAAAGGGCAAAAUUUCGGAAGAAUUAAUGACUAUCAAGCUUAAAGCAAGUGGUGGUAUUGAGAGUGAUGAAGAAAUCAGACACUUGGAUGAGGAAAUAAAAGAACUGAAUGAAUCCAAUCUUAAAAUUGAAGCUGACAUGAUGAAACUUCAAACCCAGAUCACAUCUAUGGAGAGCAAUUUGAAAACAAUAGAAGAAGAGAACAAACUCAUAGAGCAGAACAACGAGAGCCUGUUGAAGGAGUUAGCUGGCUUAAGCCAAGCCCUCAUCUCCAGCCUCGCUGACAUUCAGCUUCCACAGAUGGGGCCAAUCAGUGAGCAGAAUUUCGAAGCAUAUGUAAAUACACUCACAGACAUGUACAGCAAUCUGGAACGGGACUAUUCCCCCGAAUGCAAAGCUCUGCUGGAAAGUAUCAAACAGGCAGUGAAGGGCAUCCAUGUGUAGGAUGUGAAAGCUGCUGGGCAACAGAAAUUACUUAACAGCAGUAAACUCCAGAUGGAUCUGUUAGGAGUUCAUGUACUGCUAAGGGGUGUAGGUUGCCAUGCUGCAUUUACAAUUGCAACAUUGCACUAAUUUUUUCCCAGCUGACAUAAAAAAAAAAAAAAGAAUAAAACACAACAGACUAUUUGUAUUAACAGCAAUGCACUCUGUUAGUAUAUUGUAUUUAUUUCAGUACAAUUCCUUUUUUUUUCUUCUUUUGCACUCAGUUUUUGUAAAGUGAAUGUAAAAAGUGUGUGCGACUAUUUUUUAUAUUUU